GGAGGGAGGUGUCCCAGAUGCGCAGCCAAUCUAAUCUUAAAAAAAAGAAGAUGCGCAGCCAAUCUCGUGGCCGUAUGUUCUGGGGCAAUCGAUUCGUGGAUUGAUUGAUCUCGCAUUUCCUUUACUCAACAUAGAUCAUUUGAUGAACAGAGACGUGCAUUUGUGAAUUAUGUAUGGGGGUGGGGACUCGGUUUGCAUCCUAGUUCUUCUAUGUGGGUUGGAACUGCCAUUGUGUUGCUGUAGUGUAGUUUACGGCACCCGAUCCUGGAUUUAGUAACCUGGAGUUAAGGUAGUUUGAUAUGCUUAGCAGGCAUUGCUGUUUCCUCUUUCUCUGUUGUUAACCACAGUGAAUAGCUUGUGGAACAGCAAUGAAAUGUAAUAUACCGUGGCUUACUGCCAGUAGGGAAAUUAAUGUUCUGAUUUAAUUGUGCCAUCCACAUAAUUACUAGUUCUUUCAUGUUUUGUAUGUUGCUAGAUUGCUGUUUUGGUGCUUGAGGCAUAAUUUUUUAGCAGCAUUAAAUUGCUAGUGCAGCUCUUAAGUGCGCUUUGCGUGGUUGUGUACGUGUAUACUUCCGUGUACGAGGGGACAGCCAGUUAUGGAAGUUGGUAUGUUUAUUAGGAACCAAUUGCUAUUGAUGUUUGAGUAGCCAGGAAAGGAUUAAUUAGGCUGUGAAAAUGGCUCCUUUAUAGAUCAAGAAAGUUACAAUUACUUUGGAUAUCGAACAUUCCAUAUGCACCUCAAUUAAGCAGUCUGUCUGAAAAAUCUGAAGUUCUUUCCCCCCUCUGCUUCUAUGUCACUUAUGUCGGUAUCCGGUGUACCCUUACAGAAGUCGCUCAUAUGGUGAUAUUCUUUGUCGGGUGUUAUCAUUAAUUACUGCUUAACUCAUAAAAUGGUUCUUGAUAUUUGCAUCAGAGAUCAUUUUCCUUAGGUGUACUUAUAUCUCUACAAGAAUUAGUGAUAUACAAAUAUGUCGUAGGAAGGAAGAAACCAGGGGAGACCCAGCUCACAGCCAGGGGGCAGGGGGGCACUGAAGGCUUCAAUCCACCCCCCCUGCCCCCGCGCCACGUGAUCUGCCACUGGAAGAAACAGGCUUAGUGUGUUGGUAACUGUUUCCUAAGGGCACAGCUAGCUUAUGUUCAAAUUGAAUGGGCAUGGUUCAGCUGCUCCAAUAUGUGUGGGUCCCAGAGGCAAAUUAAUAAAAGAAUCCUCUCUUCUUGUCCUUCACGCGAUUAUGAUGAAGCUUCUGUAUGUUCCAUUUGGUACCCCCGCACCCGAAAACAAAUCCAGCCAUGGAUCCACAAAAUUGGCUGAUCCAGUCGUUGGAGCACAAAACAGGCUGGAUUUCCUCUUCUUCCUCUCCAAUCUCCAUGAGUGUCGGAUCCUGCUGUCACUGGAGCCCACAGAGCUCGCGCGUUGCCAGCAGAGACUGUUCCUCCACGCUGGAUCAGUGGAUCACCGCCUGCUGCUGACAGCACCAGGCGAGGGGCCACCAAAUCUACCCCCACAGCAGAGGAGGGGAGGGGCUUCUGAUGCUGCAUGACAUAUCUGAUGGCUGUUAUGCACUGUCUCCGGAUACAUGCAACAAACAUGGGUUGGUUACUCAACAGCAAAGAGCAACGGGCAUGCACAGAAACUAUUUUAUUUGCAAUUGAAAACUGAGUUUGGAAUUUGGCCGUGGGAUUUGAAAUAACUAUUCAACUGUUCAUAUGUGAAAUGUUCGCUUUCUGCUCACCAUGGUUUGAUUUGGAGCACACUAGAGCUGCUCUAAAUCCACCAGUACAUGACUUCCACAAGCCCUUCAUUCUAUUCAUUCUAGAAGAAUGUCAUUCUGUGCACCUGAUGCAUCUUUGAUUUUCCUUAGUUUUUAUCUUUUUGAAAAUUCUUACUUGGUUUUGUGAUGCUCUUUAUAUUCACCCAAUCAUAUCUAAUACCAUAAAUACCUUUUGCAAUUGCACAGUGCCGAAUUGGUGGCAAAGGUGUUCUUCUGGUACUUCAGGAUUUCUAAUUGAAGUCGCUGAAGAGGUGGCUUUAAGGUGUCUGCCACUUUCGCUCUCAUGGCAACCAAUGAGAACCUCCCACCAAAUGUGAUCAGGCAGUUGGCUAAAGAAUUGAAGAAUCUUGAUGACUCACCUCCGGAAGGGAUCAAAGUUAGUGUUAAUGAUGAUGACUUCACCACUAUUUUUGCUGAUAUUGAGGGCCCAGCUGGAACUCCAUAUGAGAAUGGAGUAUUCAGGAUGAAGCUGUUAUUAUCUCGUGACUUCCCUCAUUCUCCUCCAAAAGGGUUCUUCUUGACAAAAAUUUUCCAUCCAAACAUAGCGACUAGUGGUGAGAUAUGUGUGAACACACUGAAGAAGGAUUGGAAUCCUAGUCUUGGAUUAAGACACAUUCUGCUGGUAGUGAGAUGCCUUCUGAUUGAACCAUUUCCUGAAUCUGCCCUCAAUGAACAAGCUGGAAAGAUGCUACUUGAAAACUAUGAGGAGUAUGCACGGCAUGCAAGGCUAUACACUGGCAUCCAUGCGCUCAGGCCUAAGAACAAGUUGAAGAGUGGAGCUAUUUCUGAGUCAACCACAGCUCUAAAUGUGGGCCAGUCCAAUACUGUUCUCGGUGAGAACACACCUUUGGCAACCACUGCUGCGGCGAAAGCAUUGGGUAAAAACUCGCAGGAUCAGAAUGCUGCUACGUCUGAUCCUGUUGUAGGAGCAUCCACUGCACCGAAGGAUGCGCCACAUGCUGCCAAAGCUCCAGUUGAUAAGAAGAAGCUGGAUGCAAGGAAGAAAAGCUUGAAGAGAUUGUAGUCGAAUAAUCCUGGGAGGCGAGGGGUGCUUAGUGGUAGAUAAAAUAAUGAUCUCUUCACUAGUGCUAGAUUCAACAUAUGCCUGGUAGAACUGAAAAGAAAAGUGAAGAGGACAAACAGCGCGAGAGGCAUCUCAUGGCUGGUAGUCUGUGCUCUCUGUUGGGACUUGGGACAAACUGUCGGCAAUUACAGUUAUCAUUCAUUUAUUUGGAAGAAUACUUGCCUUUUUCUGCUGA
This is a messenger RNA of Panicum virgatum (switchgrass), 3031 nucleotides long. RefSeq names its product ubiquitin-conjugating enzyme E2 22-like. NCBI's taxonomy places the organism in Eukaryota, Viridiplantae, Streptophyta, Magnoliopsida, Poales, Poaceae. The transcript has 6 exons. The coding region runs from base 2056 to 2796 and encodes 246 amino acids. The record is from RefSeq and is a predicted model, not a curated record.